UCUGCACUCUACAGUGUCUGACAAUUCAUUUUUUUUUAUGUUCGAUAACUACUUAGUACAUGUAUAUAGCUUUUACGUAAGAGAUAUCAGAUAAGUCAUAAUCCUUAAAUUUUUGCUACACACCUUUGGUCUUGUGUAUUUGUCAUAAUAUAUUUUGUACAUUUUUGAAGUAAUAUUUCUAAUAAUACUACCUAUCAGCAAUAUGCCCAAAGAAACAACACUAACAUUAAAUACUUCUCCCGCAACACCAGUUCAAGGGCUGUUCAGAAAACGAAGCAGUAGACCAGUACACAUUAAGUCAUGGACUAUUAUGUUAAGCAAAAAUGGUUUUGUCCGCUGUCAUCUUCAACAUUGUCGAUACAUUGCUUAUUGUAUUGAUGACAUGAGGGAGCAUUUUAAAACGUGUCGUGGAGAAGUAGCUGGCAAUUUUGUUUGUCCUACGUGCGGCGGUCAAACAACAUCUAAAGAAGCUCUUGAUUAUCAUAAGCAAAAUAAUCAUAAGGAUUGUGACUUAAUGUCUGUUGUUAUAAAGCCUACACUCACUGACCAACAAGUAACGUCAUGGCUAACUGAUAUUAAAACUCGUGGAUACACACAGUGUUUAAUGCCCGAGUGUCACUUUAUCAGUUAUAAACUUCCUGAACUUGAGUCACACUAUGAAAAGUGUUUGGGUGAAGAUCCUGAUACAUCUUUAAAGUUUUUAUGUCGCCAUUGUAAAGGGUACACAUCAUCACAACAAGCUCUUCAGUUUCACCAAAACAAUCAUCAUAAAGAUUUGCUGUUUCCAAUAAAACAAGUAAAUAUUAUUGAAUAACAAUUUAAAUUAAAAAACAUAAAAUAUUUUAUAGUUGAAGGGUUGAAGUCUGGCUUUUGGGUUCAAAAAAAAAAGUCAAAAAUCGAAAAACCAUCCCUAUAUUUUCGCUUCCUUUUCUUUACCUCAUUCACAUUAUUCAGUCAGAAUAUCCAUUUUCUAAUUUCUCGCAAUAAUAUGCGACAUUUCCUUUCACAUUAUAUAAAAUAAUGUAGAAUAUUAAAUUAAAGUACAGAUGCAUAAUAUAUAAUGUAAUAAACUAUGUAUAAUCGGUCUCUUUUCUAUAAACUAUUAUGUGAAAUAAAAACAGCGAUCAUACAGCUGCAAAAUCAUACAGUACCAUGAAAAGUGGUCGGAAAAUUCAAAAAUCGAAAUUUUAACUACUAAUAACUUAUCUAUCUUUUUUUGAUAUUUUGACACCGCUAUAUUGAUACUGAAAUCAUAUUGCGGCAACCAUUGUCAUGUAAAAAUUUCAAAUAAAAGAAAAUUUCGCAUAUUAUUGCGGGGAAUUAAAAAAUGGAUAUUCUGACUGCAUGGGAGUGGAGUAGAAAAUAUAAAAUAUGAUAAUUAUGAUAAAUAUCAUUGUAACCGGAUUUCAACCUUAUGGUUUGCUUGGUUCCUAUUUAGAGUCUUAGCCUAUUUAUAGGUAAGUAAUAAUAAUGUUAAUUUUUAUUUUAUUAGCUUAUUUAACUUUUAAGUUGGAUGAAAUAUAGAAUUAUUGUUUCAUACAAACAACACUCAUUAUGUUUUCAUCUAUUUACUUUAAGUUAGCUUUUUUUUUCUGAAGUGAAUAUAUUGUGGCUUAUAUCAAGUGGCUCUUGAUUUGAGAAAAAAUGUCUAACCAUCGAUUAAUAUUUCAUAUAACUUUUGAUCAGAUUUUCUAUUUUCUCAUUUACAGACAAGGUAGAUAAUUUUCUUAUUGAAAAUUAGUUGCAAUUAAAAUAAAUUCCAACUUAUUUUUAACACCGUUAAAAUCAAGAAAUUUCCAACAUUUAAAAAUCUCAUUUGCAUAUGGUAUUUAUUUGCCAAAAGUAAAACUAAUCUAAAUCUAGUAUGCUAUUUUAUAGUAUACAUCAAAUGUUGUAUUUACUUGUUAGAUUAAAUUAAACCAUUAAAAUGUUUAUUAUACUUGAUUAAAAGGUAUUUUAAGUUCAUUAAUCAUUAUUUGUUGAAGGAUAAUAAUGAUGAUUUGGAUGAAGACAAUCGAAUUAAGUCUUAUCCUAUGGGUCAGUAUGGUCAUCCAACAUCAAGUAUAAUAAAUGCUGCUAGCAAAGUAGUUACAUACUCUCAGUGGAAAAUUCAAGAAGAUUUAGCUGACACUGAAUCUGUCUGUUCUGAAGUAAAUGUUAAUAGUCCAACUGACUCACAGAUCAAAUCAUGGAUGUUAGGCUUGAAAAAUGGUUAUGUUCUUUGCAAUCACAAUUCUUGUAAAUACAUGUCAUUUGAUGUGGAUGAUAUGAAUGAUCAUUUUGCUACAUGUUAUGAACCAUAUCUCGAUGAUGAAUUUGAAUGUUCUAUAUGUGGUGGUAGGACCACUUCUUCAAAUAAAUUGAAAACACAUCUAUUACAUCAUCAUGAUGAAGGUUACAAACAUUUGACAGAAGAGGAGUGUGGUUUCAAAUUGGUAGAAACGGAAGACGGUUUAGAAUUACUACCUGAAAAUAAACAAUCUGUGAAACGUAAGAAUGAAGAAGUGGAAGAUGAAGAGUAUGAAGAAAAACAUAAUGUAAAACGCAAGUCAUAUGAUAUACCAUAUAACCAUUUAACCAAAUGGCGUGAUGAAUUGUUGCGUAACAAAUUUAUAAGGUAUCAAUUAAUGAUAUAUACAGGAUGAUUCACUAAGCAUACUCACCCCAUUAUUUUGGUUAAAUUUUGCAUAUAUUCAAAUUCUGAUUUUUGGAAUUUUUAUGUAUUGUUAAAGCUGAUAUUUUUAAAUAUUUAGAUUUUUUAUAACAUUUAAGGAAUAUACUGUGGUGAUAUAAACUUAAGUUUUUCAAAUGAAAACCUAUAUUUAAAAUAAAAUAAAUAGAUAGAGUAUUACUUUAAAUAAAUUUUGGUGUAAUCAACCUGUUAACGAGAUAUUUCAGUUUUAAAUUUAGCUAUCAUUUGUAUGGCGGUACGUUUUAUUAGUAUUAGCAGUAAACAGUGGUUCUUAAACUUUUUCGUUUCAGUACCCCUUCAUAAAGGUAGCUGUCUGUUAACGCCACUUCUCGUGAAACUAUACUUGGCUUGUUAAUGCCUUAUUGGACUUUGGCUGAUUUUUUUUGUGCUUAUCAGUCUACACACUGAGUAUUAUAAAAAUCUUUGCCCCAUGUUAAGAACCACUGACCUAAACUUAAAAGUAGAAUAUCUUGUUAACGGGUUGAUGGAAAUUAAAAAUGUUGACACCAACAUUUAUUUAAAGUAAUAUCUAUUUAAGUUAUUUUUAAUAUAGAUUCUCAUUUGAAAAACCAAUGUUGGUAUUACCGCAGAAUAUUCCUUAAAUUUUGUGAAAAAUCCAAGUAUUCAAAAAUAUCGGCUUUAACAAUACUUUCAAAGAUUCCAAAAAUUAGAAUUUAUGUAAAAUUUAACGAAAAAAAUAGGGUGAGAACAUUUGGUGAAUCGCCCUGUAUGUAUGUAAAUUUUUUUUACUGGCCAUUUAGAGCCACCAAAACUAUUUUCUUCUUUCAAUCUCUUCCAUAUGCCUGUUCCUAGUCCACUCCAGUUUCUUCUAGUAAUUCCUUGACAUUGUCUUAUCUUUUUGUAGUUUUCUCUUUGGUCACUUUACUCUAUCAUACCUAUCUGUCAAUGCUCUUUCUAUCAGCGCGACAUACAUGGCCUGUCAAUUCCAUUUUCAUCCCUCUAAUGAAUUGAGCACAUCUCUUGAAUAAUUGGACAUUAGUCUUAUUUCCAUAGAUUUUCCUAAAAAUUUCCUCUUAAAUACAUAUAGAUUUUUCUCAUCUCCUCUCAUUAUUGCCUGUUUGGUACAUGUGUUUGUCAAUACAAGUCAGAUGUACAGUUAAAUUUUAUUAUUACCAUGUAUAUAAUGAUAGUUAGGCUAAAACAAUUCCUAUGUAUAUAAUUGGUUUUAUAUCUUAUGUGCAUUAAAUCUGGUUAUUUAUAAUGUUGUUGGUUACUACAGUAAGAUGGAUAUAACAAUGUUAUUUUAAAAUUAAAAUUAGUUUUUACAUUCAUUUAUAAAAAUUUUAUUGUAUCAUUUUUGAUUUCAUCAGAUUUCGCUAUAAUUCGUAAUCUACUUUAUCUGUAACAGAUAAUGUGUCGUAUAGGUACAUGGUUGCCAUAUUGUACAGGUACUAUUGAUAAGACGUGUACUUUUUUUUCAGUAACCUACAAUAUUAAUACAUUAAAAAAUGUUGAAAAUUCAGUAUAUUAAAAAAAAUAUCAUAUUUUUCCAAUUAUAAACAAAGUACUAGAUACCUAUAACAGAUUAUUAUUCAAAAACACAGUAAACAUUAUUAGGUUAAUAUAAAAUGCAUUAUGAUGUUAUAAUAGUUAUACAAUUAAUACUAUUGUUGAAUUAUUUAUGUUUAAGAGGAGAUGCUUUACUUGCAUGUGCUGACUCAGUUCAACUAACAGGCACUAUAGAAAAAUAUACCUUAAGUAGUCUGCAUUGAACUUAUUUAAUUUUGGUUUUAGAGUAAAAGCACUUAUUAUAAAAUUAAAAGAGGAUAAUAUUCCGGUGACCAAAAUUAUGCGUUUUUUUCCUAUUAUUCCGGAUAUAACGUUCAAUACAUUAUUUAGAUAACUAAUUCAUCGUUUUUAAUUAAUACUGUUUUCUUUUAAUUUUAUUAUAGGUACUUUAACUUUAAAACUAAAAUUAAGCGAGUUCUAUGCAGACCGCGUAGAUUUUGCUAUAUUGCCUGUUAGUUGGACUAAGACAGUACAUGUAGGUGUUCUCAGUAUAAAACAUUUGUUUGAUAAAUUUAUUUUUCAAAAAAUCAAUAAAAAAAACUGAUAUGAAACUCUUAAAGAUUGUUGUAAGCAAAUUCUAUUGUAGCUUAUGUAUAGUUGUUCUUAUAUUUUCCUUAAUAACAGCUUGUAUUUAAAGAUUGUUUUUAAUACAUAAAGGUAUUAGCUAGCAGAACUCAAUCUGGUACUGAUUUCUCCAUUUAUGAUAUUUUACUAAUUCGGAUAGUAUUGAGGUAUUUGAACUCUUGUGUUUAAUCAAAGAUCUUAUCUCCUAUUUCUUAUACUUAGGUUACUAUGAUCACCUCCUCAAUCUUCUGAAAAUUGAGCAUAUCAGUAAUUCAUUCCAGUCUUGUGGUAUCUUUUCCUUAUGUUUUCAUAAAACAUUUUAUUUCUAAUUUUUUUUUUUUUUUUGCUAUUAGAUGCACAGCUGCAGAUUGCAGUUACUUAGCAUUGGAUAUGUUGGAAAUGAAGCAACAUUCAGAUGAGCAUGUAGACAGUGUUUACUGGUCCUUCAAAGAUCGCAAUUUAGAAGAUAGGGUAGCCAACUACUGUGAUGCAUGCCAUGGUCAUUUCAAAACUGAAAAACAUUUAGAUGGCCAUAAAUUAGUAUCACAUAAUAAUAGUGAUACGUCUAACAUAGAUAGCUUAUUAAUAGAUAAUGAAGAAAAUAUUGAAGAUGAUGAAGAAAUCGAAGAAAUUUUUUAGACAUUCACAUUUGAGUUCUAUACAGUUUAUAAAUGAACAAUGUGUGUUCAAAAUAUUAUAAUCUUAUAUUGUCCAAAAGUUCAAUAUUAUACCAUUCAAAAGGCUUUUUACUUAUGUCUAUUAAAUAUUUUUGAUUAAUUUUUUUUUUUUCAGUAGUGCUCCCUACUAAAAUGUUUAGUGUAGAAUUGAGUUAUUUAUAAUUACUUAUAAAAUACAUACAAAAUGUGAAUUUUUUUAUGAUUCAAAACUAGUAUUUUUAUUCUGUAAGUUAUUAAAUGAUUUACCUUAACACAUUAUAUAACUUUAAUGCACUUAUUUAGUUGAAAAUUAAUUUUUAUAAAUUUGACAAAAAUUAGUCAUAAUUAUAUCAUUAUUAUUAUGAUCAUAAUUAAUGAUUAACAAUAAAUUUAAUUGAAAUGUGAAAAAAAUUGCAAAUAACUUUAGUGUUUUUUAUUUUUACUUAAAACCUUGUAACUAUAUUAAUAAUUCAAAGAUGGUUGACCUGUGUAAACAAUAAAUAGUAUUUUAUUGCUGUUUUAUUUAUAAAAUAUAAAAAGGUAGAGUUCACAUGGAGUCAUAAACCAAAUGAGAUUACUCUGGCAUUUUGGAGUGAUUAUGACUAGUUCAUUCAGUGUGAACUCGAUUUUAGUAGGUAUAUUAGUUUAUUUUUGUAAUCUUAUUAAUUUUUUUUGUUUAUGUUCAAUUUAAAUGGUGUGGUUUGGUGUAAAUAAUAAAUAAGUCAUUUCAAAUUGUAUUAUACCUAGUACAGUUAUAGAUAUUUUGUCAUCUAUCUAUCUAUCUCAUCUUUUAUUUUUUACAAUAUUUCAUCUAUUAGCUAGUAGUUUAUCUUUAUUUCAUAAUACUAUAGUAGGUAAGUUAAUUGAUUCACUAUAUAGUUAUUUGUUUUUACUAUAAAAUUAUUAUAGUUACCUACUUGUAUAAAUCAUUUUUAAAGUAAAG
Messenger RNA from Cinara cedri, 6385 nucleotides. NCBI's taxonomy places the organism in Eukaryota, Metazoa, Arthropoda, Insecta, Hemiptera, Aphididae. The record is from the annotation of a GenBank genome assembly.